AUGGAGCAGUUUUUUGGUGCGGGCAGAAGCAAAUGCGAAUGCAGGGAUUCGAGGGGAUGGGUCUCGCAUCUCGCGUCUUCGCGCAGGACGGGUGAGCGCGCCGGCGCCGGCACCCCGAUCUCCUUCCUCCGGCAUCCCCUGCUCCUGCCACGACCGGAUCUGAGAUCCCCACCGCGUCCUCUCUUCACCGCCCCUCCUUCGAGCUCCUCCGCCUCCCUGGACAAUGCAAUCGAGUUCGUGUGCCUCCCGGCCGGUGGCCGCUCCAACCUCGCCGCUCGCUGCCCCAGCUCCGGCCACUCAGCUUGCUGCGGCGGCGCUUGCCCUCCGCAGGGCGGGCCCGGCCAUCUGAGGCCACCUCCGCAAGCCCGCUCCGGCAUCACCGGCGGCCGCUCCGACCUCGUCGCCCGCUGCCCCAGCUCCCGCCGCCUUGCUUGCCUUGGCAGCCCUCGCCCAGCCCGCAACGACGGGGGCCACUUCACCACCGGCGGCUGCUCCGACCUCGCCGCCCGUAGCCGUUGCUCCCGCCUCUCAGCUUGUUGUGGUUGUCCUUGCCCCGGCCAUCCAACACCACCUACGCAAGCCAGCUACGACGGCUGCCAUCCCGGCACCACCGGCUGCCGGUGCCUCCGCUUCCGGCUUGCUGCUACCACCUACAGCGUCGAGCUCGGGCCGUGUUCAGUCGGAUUUGGCAACAGAAGCUUCGUUGCGCCCCUCCUGUGGGCUGACGGAUGAGAUGACAGGCUGGAAGCUUGUCCAAUCACGCCGCAUGCGCCAGGCUCUGCCAUCCCCUGCCUUCAAGCAUCAUGAGCGCGCCCCUCCGCCCAUGUGGCUCAGGAAAAGGUGUUUCCGCUGCUUUGCUAAAGUCCAUCGGGCGGUUAAGUGCAGGGAUCCGGUCCGGUGCAUUCGAUGCUUUCAAUCAGGUCAUCGUGUGAGGGAUGGAUGCCAACCAAUGUCGUGGCCUGCGACAUGUCCUCCAUGAUCUGUGGCUCCUGGUGUUUGUCCUCCCCAAUCGAUAGCUCGUUGUUGGGCUUCAGUUGUUGCGUUUCAUGGAGCCGCUAAGAACGGCGACCCCCAAUAGCUCUAGCGGAUGUGGUGCUUGAGUCUGCUUUUGCGGUUGAUUCGUUGUUCUCUGAUCUUCAAGGCGUGACUUCCUCCCAGCUGAAGGAGGCGGUCCAGCCUCUGCACGAUGUUGUUGGCUCCAUGCAGGGUUGGAUGCUUCAGAUGGGGAACUUUCUGGAGCGUGCUGAGGCUGUUCUGAGUGGGCUCUUUCAGGUGCCGUCUGUGCUGCAGACCAGUGUUGUGUCAAACCCCUUGGAUGUGCAUGAUGUUAACCUUGAGGAUGAGUGUUCAGCCGGGCUUCAUGGACGUUUCUCUCCUCGUGCUAGGGUCAGCUCGCCGUUGUCUGCCUCUGAGGGUUCGUGCAUCGAUGUGGUUGUUGCUCCGGUGCUACAAAUCAUGCCCGGGAUUUUAGAGCUUUGUAGGGAACGGACUCCACCUCUCUCUGUGGAGCAACUGAAGGUGGAGUUGCCGACGACCUUGUGUGACGGGCGGUUUCCGCCUCCAUGUGAGCAAUUAGGGACCUACGAGUCCAUUAUGCCAGAGGUUGCUAUGGUGGAUGAUGUUGGUGCGGUCAGUAUGUUGGCACCUGCUCCUGUGGCGUCGAGCCAGCCUCUCGCCUUAGGGACUCAUGGAGGUUCUGAUGUUUCUGUUACCCAAUCGCAUGUGACCGUUGGGCGGGUGGAGACCGUGCAUGACAAGGUUGAUGCGAUUCUCUUUGAAAUAGAGGUUCAUAGCUUGC
Molecule: messenger RNA, 1798 nt
Organism: Triticum aestivum (bread wheat)
Lineage: Eukaryota; Viridiplantae; Streptophyta; Magnoliopsida; Poales; Poaceae
Exons: 2
Coding region: 1-732 (243 amino acids)
Source: RefSeq, a predicted model, not a curated record